Messenger RNA from Dioscorea cayenensis subsp. rotundata (Guinea yam), 932 nucleotides. Its product is annotated as probable 3-beta-hydroxysteroid-Delta(8),Delta(7)-isomerase. Gene Ontology annotation, molecular function: cholestenol delta-isomerase activity; C-8 sterol isomerase activity; steroid Delta-isomerase activity. The record is from RefSeq and is a predicted model, not a curated record. Gene Ontology annotation, biological process: sterol biosynthetic process. The transcript is spliced from 4 exons. The coding region runs from base 64 to 723 and encodes 219 amino acids. Gene Ontology annotation, cellular component: membrane; endoplasmic reticulum. NCBI's taxonomy places the organism in Eukaryota, Viridiplantae, Streptophyta, Magnoliopsida, Dioscoreales, Dioscoreaceae.
CAUUCUAGUCGUCUAUACUCUAUAGUCAAAAAUUUGGGCGAUCGCGAGAUCAGAGAACCAGCAAUGGCGAGCUUCGAGCAUCCCUAUGUUCCCAAAGACUUAGAACUCCAUGACUACGUGCCUUGCUUCCUCUCUCAGUCCGAGAUCGUUGCCCCCUACCUCGUAGUCUCCGUCGUCGUCGUCGCCCUCGUUUGGAUCCUCUCAGGGCGUGCCUCCAAGAUUUUACUGAUUGAUCGGCUGCUUAUGUGCUGGUGGGCGUUCACGGGCCUCACGCACAUCAUCCUUGAGGGUUAUUUCGCUUUCUCCCCAGAUUUCUACAAGGAAAAGACUCCAUUUUUCUUGGCGGAAGUGUGGAAGGAGUAUAGUAAAGGUGAUUCCAGGUAUGCUGGGAGGGACUCGGCGAUUGUCACUGUGGAGGCAGUCACUGCUGUUAUUGAAGGCCCUGCUUGCCUUCUUGCAAUAUAUGCUAUAGCAUCAAAGAAAGCAUACAGCCACACACUUCAGCUGGCAAUUUGCCUCGGGCAGCUCUAUGGGUGUUUGAUAUACUUCAUAACCGCAUUUUUGGAGGGAGACAAUUUCUCAGCAAGCCCAUUUUAUUACUGGACUUACUACAUUGGAGCAAAUGGCUGGUGGGUUCUUAUUCCAUCACUCAUUGCCAUUAGGAGCUGGAAGAAGAUAAACGCUGCAUUUCAGGGGAGGACGAAGAAGACCAAGGCCAAUUGAGGUCAGCCAGCUGCCCCAGUUAUUAUCAGAAACUAGGCAAAGAUAAUGUUGCAUCCCUGGUAUCUGCAAUCUGAGUAUUGAGAGGAUUACUGCCCUUAGCUGUUUGUGGCUUCAAUUUGUUACAAGAACUUUUGAAACUGUUUGGUUUUAUGUAUCACUAUAUCUGUUUUAGUCCUCAUCUUUCUAUGAGAAAAGAACUAAUUCUAAGC